AUGAAUCAAUCUAACAUUGGUCUUCUUGAUUUACCUAAUGAAAUAUUACUUAUCAUUUUCAAAAAGCUCGAUAAUAUGGAUGUUCUUUAUUCAUUAUUAUGUGUUAAUAAUCGACGACUUGAUACUAUAAUACAAGAAAAUGAUUUCGCUAGUAUUCUCAAUUUUGUAUUAACAUCAUCAUUUAAUGCUACUUUCGCACCUGUUGAUCUAAGAGUUGAUCAAUUCUGCACUUCAAUAUUGCGAAAAAUUCAUCACAAAGUUAAAACUCUUAUUGUUGAUUUAAUAUCUCUGAAAAGUAUUGUUUAUGCUGCCCGUUAUCCUAAUUUAACUGAACUUAAACUCUUUAAUGUUGAAAGAAGGAUUAUUUUAUGA
Rotaria sp. Silwood1 is the source of this 372-nucleotide messenger RNA. The record is from the annotation of a GenBank genome assembly. NCBI's taxonomy places the organism in Eukaryota, Metazoa, Rotifera, Eurotatoria, Philodinida, Philodinidae.